GCGAAUAGACGGACCGAACCCUGACGGGGGCGGGGCCAGUCGCUUCUACGUAAUGGGUCAGCGCCACGCCCUUCCCACGUGCUCAUAUGACGUAGCUGGGCUGGGAGUUGUAGAGGGAGUGUCGUUAGGGUUAGUCGCGGAGGAGUCUGAGCCGCCCCGUCAGUCGGACACCGAGCUAUGGGCCGGACACCGGGGUUCCUGCUCGCCACGGCCUGCUGGGCCCUGCUCUGGGCGGCGGCAGACAGCUGUGCACAUCAUAAAACCUGCAAUGACUGUGUUAAUACUAGUGGAUGCGAGUGGAUUCAGUGCAAUGGAUCAAACUUUUCUUGUGCAAAUGAAACAGGACUGAACUGUACUACUAUUUCACAGUGUUUUUCUUCAUCUACUGCUGCUACCACAGCUGCUAAUGCUACCACAGCUGCUAAUGCUACCACAGCUGCUACUGCUACCACAGGUAACAUCACCAAUACAACUUCAUCUACUGCUUCAAGUACUCUAGUUCUCUCAACAAUCAGUACACCAGGUACAACACAUGCUACUGAGAGUCCCCCUAAACCAGCUCCUCACAAGUCUACAUUUGAUGCUGCCAGUUUCAUUGGUGGGAUUGUCCUUGUACUGGGUCUGCAGGCUGUAAUCUUCUUCCUGUACAAAUUCUGCAAGUCCAAAGAUCGAAACUAUCAUACUCUCUAGAACCUGUCAUUUUACAAUGGACUAGUAGCCCAACACCUGUAGUUCACUGAACCAAAAUAUAUUCUCUGCCCCGUAUGGAACACCACAGUUCAGAAUAUCCUUUAAAUCUCCAAAAGAAGACUUUUUGAAAGGAUGAUAUUUUUGUAAUACAAUACUUGGCAAGAGAUGGUAUGAAUCAUCUCUCGCUCAGAGGUACUCAAUAUGCUGCAUGAGUCCUUGUGAUUAUCUUAUUUUUCUUUAGUGGCUGCAGCUGUGGGAUUUUUUUUAAACUUGACAUGCCAAAUGUAAACUUAAAAUGAUUCUUGUAUUCAGUGGUAACACUGUCUUGAGUAGACAAUCUCCUGAUGAUGAUUGUGGAGGCCGAUUUAAUCAACCAUAAGUGCAGUAUCCCUAUAAUUUUAUCAAUGACUGACUUCUGGGAGAGAAAUAUCAUUUGUGCUAGCUUGUGGCUCUUGUAGUGUACUGCGAGGAAAGUUAACAAAGGUUUGUAGAAGUAGAAACUGUCUUCAUAAAAUAUCCUCCUUGAAUGAAAAUAAUGCCAAACCCAUAUUUUUCUAUAUGAGAAUUAAAGAUGCCAACCAGGAAUUGUAUUGCACAUUUUAAUUUCUUAAAUUUGGCCUUUUCAGUUGUUAUAACUGGAAGGGUGGUGAGAAUAUUUCCCCUCCAUGUAAGAGGAAAUAAAGUCCAGUGCCUUAAAGAAUAAAAAGGUAGGUUGCAAAUUCAAAUGUUUGUGCCAUUUUCAUUUGUACUGCAGCAGCCUUUUAGCCUAAUGGAGUAAAGCAGAAUAUACCUUUCCAAUCUCAACAUUCACUACAACAAAAAUAUGGCCAACAUUUUAUUUUCUGACCUUUUUGAGAGGCUGACUUCUUUUGUGAAUGAGGGACUGGGAUAUUGGACUAAUUUUGAAGGUGAACUAGAUUUUUUUUCCCACUAGUGUCAAAUUAUUUCUGGCCUGUAACAAGGCAAGCAUAGGAGGGCUAUAGCCAUAAUUUCACAUUCCUGACUUCAAAAGGGCACCAACUUAAAUCACAUUUGUCUGAAAAAAAUGUUAUAGUUCUCUUGAACGCCUCUAACAAUAAUAGAUAAGAGAGAGUUUGGUUUGUGCAUAGUAAGUUUCACUGUCCUCCACUGCCUACAAACACUUUCUCCUCCUUUGUGUGGGCCUUUGAUGCAGCACUGUGCAAGUGAAACAAUUAUAACAUGGCAAUGGACUGGUCAGGCAUAGCACUGGAAGCUGCUUUUAACUAUUGAAAUUGACUAGAUUUCAAAUGGAUGGUGUUCCUUAUCCCCAGUUUGAGGAAAUUCUAAAGCCUUAUGCAGCUACUGACUUGUAUGAUUUAAAUGUUUACCUUAAACUGGGUGUUUAAACAUUGACAGCAUGAUUACUAAUAAAUUAAGUCAUGGCAAUGUAUGGGUUUUAUAACUUAAGUGAAUGAAAAAGCAUUCUAGUUGCACUGAGUUUUAUUUCCUCAUGCUCUUCUGCCUUGGAAAGCAUUCACUUUGUUAUGCUGCACAGAAAACUAAACUUGCUAUAUUAAAAUAAUUACCAGACAGUGCUGUACCUUCAGAAAAUUGCAGGUUAAUGUACUCAUGACAAAAGCAGGCAGUCAGCUCAGGUUUAUUAAACAGACUGACCACCCAACUUCCAGCAAGCAUCAUUUGUCUGGAUUGGAUGGUGUAUCCUUGGCCUUAAUGUUGUAAAAUCAUUUAGUCUGUCAUUCCCAUCUCCUUAAAUUGUUUCAUAACUUAAUUUGGGCAAAGGAACAUGCUCUAUGCACUUAUUUCUAUAAUGUGAUGAGUAAGACCUCCCACUUCACACACAGUAGAUAUUCCCAAUAGUGUUCAUAAAACAAUUUUAUUUAGUAUAGUUCCUAAUUCUUUAAAAGCUGUCUGACAUUUUGGUCUUAAACUUGCAGCAAAAGGCUACGGGACACUGAAGAAAAAAUGCCACAGUUAAACCUUGAGUUGAUUUAAUUACUGUGUAAAAUUUGGCUAAAAUGCUUUAGUCUCUCAGUGAUCUUGAUAUAUGUUGGAAAAUGUGCUUGUUCAGCAAAAACUUAAUCAUUUUUCAAGUGCCUUAAUUGUUUUAAAAUCUCUGGCCUCAAAUUUGUUGGAAAAACCAGGAAAGGGGGUAACUUGCCUUAGUUACUAGAUUAAUCCCUUGGUGUCAGCAGUUGCUACUUUCCAAGACAGGAAACCCAGGAUCUUGGUGCCAUUGAUGUCAAUCUUUAAGAAGCUCUAAUUUUGUAAUGCACAGUUAUUGCAGACAUAUAGGUUUAGUCUUGUUCUAGGAAGGUGUAAGUUUUGUGCAGCAGCCUAUAUGCUUGCCUUGCUAGACAAACUAACUUCCAUAAGUUGCUGAUAAAAUCAUAGCUCAGGCUUAGUUUCUGACUGGCAACUCAUUCUAGGUUACCAGGCAUGUGCUUGUGCUGCCUUGCUAUGGUUUUUGUUUUUUGUUAAAAUUGGGACAGCUUCCUUGCAGAAUUACAGUGCCAGUUAGUCACAUGCUAGUAGCCAGCAUAGACUAACAGAGCUUUCAGGUCCUCUUAGUGGUGUUUUGAAGUGGAAGGUAGCUUUCUUAGAUUGUCUCCAUGGAGUAGUUUAUUUGCUAUUAGGCUGCCCCUUCAAAUCAGGUCUUAAGCACUGAACUGUAGUGAACUUUAUUUUUUUUCAAGCUGUUUAUUGUGUGACUUGUUCCUGAAGCCACCUUGUGCAAAUAUAUAUUUAUCAAACCUGGUACCUUAUGAAUGUUCCUUGCAGACAUUGCUGUGUUUGUAUUUUGUUUUGCAUUUCUUCCUCUGAAGACAAAUCUAAUCAGAAAACCAAAUUGACAAAUAAAAUCACAUUUACUGAA
Molecule: messenger RNA, 3544 nt
Organism: Mauremys reevesii (Reeves's turtle)
Lineage: Eukaryota; Metazoa; Chordata; Testudines; Geoemydidae
Gene: CD164
Product: CD164 molecule
Exons: 6
Coding region: 178-690 (170 amino acids)
Cellular component (GO): cytoplasmic vesicle
Source: RefSeq, a predicted model, not a curated record